UUUGCAGUUGAAGUGCCUCGAUCGAACAUCCGGACGGCUGUCGACGCCAUCAAGACAUCUCGAAAGGUCGGCGUUCCACAAUCAAACAUUCAACUAAGCCCCAUCAACGACUCUGUGCCAGCCACAGACCGGACGAAUGCGGCAGCCAUGCUGGAUCCUCCCGUGCUUGCAACCAAAAUGGCACAUGACCUCCAACGUAAAAUGAGCCAGGACUUCAUGGAGGAGAGACUCCGCAACCGGAACAAGCUGCCUCUGAUGGCCAACAAGUCUAUCAGCUCCGAACUUUUAAGGACUAUCAACAAGCACGAUGUAACUGUGGUUCUGGCCAAAACAGGCUCUGGUAAGACAACACAAGUGCCUCAGUUGAUUCUUGAGGAGAGGGUGUUGCUCAGUCGCGGACCCUCCACUAGCAUCAUAUGUGCCCAACCUCGACGUAUCGCAGCAACCUCGGCGGCUCGAAGGGUCGCCUAUGAACGUGGGGAGGUCUUGGGAAGCCAUGUUGGCUAUGUCAUUCGUAACGACAACGAGUCCCCCAAACACACGCCGAGCAUUGCAUUCUACACGAUAGGUAUUCUCAUGCACCGAUUGAUCACGGGCGGACGGCAGAUGCUCCAAGCUCAUUCACAUAUCAUAAUUGAUGAAGUGCAUGAACGAGAUGCUCAGAUUGACUUGGUGUUGUCACUGCUUCGGAGAACCAUUUCAAUGCUCAAGGCGACCCAUCAACCAUAUCCCAAAGUCGUCCUGAUGAGUGCCACAAUCGAUCCAAGCCGAUUCCUCGACUAUUUUCGUGACCCGAUCGAGGAGGGUUCUCAGCUUUCUGCAGAAAGCUUCGAAGUCGAAGGCCGAAAUCAUACUGUACAAACACGUCAUCUGCAUGAAAUUCUGAAAGAAUUGUCACACGAGAAUGAGCUGCAUCCUACAAUGGAAACACUAUUGCAAGGCAAAGGUCGAAGAUCUAGUGCAAGCUAUAUCAAGAAUGAACUGCUCUUCGCCUCUGCUGCUCGGGACAGAAUACACUCGCUGUCAGAGCAGGGAAGGCUUGCAAACGGGGAACUUCGGCAGGAGCUGGCGGUGGUCGAUGCACCAGCGACUUCGCUCGACUCACCUUCCAACAAUUACUUGGGUCUUGUCGUUGCAGUGGUUGCUUAUAUAUCUGCUGUAAAACCGGAUGGCGACAUACUAGUAUUUCUGCCAGGGAAAUUGGACAUUGACACCGUCCACGACGAACUGAUCAGGACCAAACCCCUUGACCUCGACUUUCAAGAUGAGAGCAGGUUCAGGCUUUUCAAGCUCCAUUCAAGCCUGCGAGACACCAAUGAUAUGGUCUUCGACAGUGUCCCUGGGGGCUGCCGCAGAAUCAUAUUAGCAACGAAUAUCGCCGAGACCUCAAUUACGCUGCCAGAGGUUGUCCAUGUCGUGGAUACGGGCAAGGCGAGAACUGCUGUCUUCGAUCCUCUUACGCUGACCAGGAGCCUUCCCUUCGAAUGGAUCAGCAGGACCAACUCGAUUCAACGUCGUGGUCGGGCUGGGCGCGUCCGCGAUGGACACUAUUACGCAUUGUUUUCUCAAGAACGGUACGAAACAUUUCGAGCGAUGGCGCAACCCCGAAUUACUGUGUCCAACGUCGUGGACAUUGUGCUUCUCUUGUCGGCCUACCCACAACCAUAUCCAGGGGGACCUAGGGCCUUUUUGCGCGGCAUGAUGGAUCCUCCCAGCGAGGCAGCUAUUGACUCAGCCUACAAAGAAUUGACCAGCCUCGAAGCCUUAUCAAAUGGGAGAAUUACCAAACUCGGAUGGAUCUUUGCUCAAAUGGGCAUUCCUCCUUCGGCUGCCAAAGCUGUGCUACUUGGGGUUCUCUUUGGCUGUCUGGAACCAAUGCUGAUCCUUGCGUGCCAUGAUUUCAACAACCCCUUGAUUUACAAUGGAGAGAUCAGUAUCAGUGCCAUUCGGGAGACCAAGCGACUGUACGACCGAGAUCUUGAGAGUGACUUACCGAUUCUCAUUGACGCAUUUCGAGAAUAUCAUGCGGCUUAUCGAAGCGGCAACAGUGCCUUGAUGGACAAGCUACACGAAAGCAGAUCCAUUAGACAUGCUUCCUAUAUGGAGAUGAUGUUGACAAGCAAAGCCAUUCACGAAGUCCUCACGAAACUUGGGUUGGUACCUGAGCCGCUUGGAUCUGGCGACACCAUCUUUGAGAAUCUGCCGGCAAACGUCGACUUUAACAAAGACAAUAUGCUUUUGGUCAAGGCUUUGGCGGUCAACACUAUUAGUGCCGAGAUCGCCGCCUGGUCCGCCAAGACUGUUCGGUGGGAGCUGGAUGUACCGAGCGAAGGGUAUAUAUCGCGAAACAGCGUCAACUAUGAAGACAAGAAAUCGGUACGAAGAAUCAAGCGUAAACACAGGAGCGAUGGCCGUCUCAUGGCAUACGCAUGGAAAAGGAACAUCGAUGAUUCGGAGAAGGAUGAGGCCUGGCUUGAACAUACAACCAUGGUGACGCCACUGGUAGCUAUCCUGUUCAGUCGCAGCGCCGUACUGGAUGCCCCUAAUGUCGUUGAGCUCAACAAGUGGCUUCGGCUUGAAUUAAAAUCCCAUGGCGCGGACACAGGACUCGUUAACCACACAGCACGCAUUCUGACGGAAACCAAGAAGACUCUGGAUCGAUUUAUGACAUAUUCGUGGCGUCGGCUAAUACCAAGUUAUACUGGACAGGACCAUGCCACCAAGCUGACGGCCUCCGAAAAGCUUCAUCGUCUAGUUCAACAGGACUGUCGUGUCAAAAGGUUAUUGAGCACGCCUGGGUUCAGGAAUAAGAUGGUCACUGCUAUUACAACGAUGCUUAGUGCAGACGAUGUGUACUGGGCUGCUUAUCGAACAAAGCGCCGUGCUGAGAUUGACGCGGAGGAAGCGAGACUCGCAGAAGAGGCACGGCAGAUGGCUAACCCCGAGGACGGGGAACCACCCAAGUCAAGUUCUACCGGGAUAUCCGUCACUGAAGCUCAAGAGAACGAUGAUUAUGAUGAGAUCCUGGUGGCAGCAGAAAAGGUGGCUUUGCAGACUGACGACGACUCAGGGGCCCGAGACUUUUCGUCAGAAGUCCCUAACAGCGUGCAGGUGGAUGGAGUCCCGAACGCAACAGACAGUACGUCACAGAUAUUCGAGGACGAUGAAGCGGAGCAGAAGAGUUCGGCUGCGACAUCUUGA
Molecule: messenger RNA, 3201 nt
Organism: Exophiala viscosa
Lineage: Eukaryota; Fungi; Ascomycota; Eurotiomycetes; Chaetothyriales; Herpotrichiellaceae
Product: adenosinetriphosphatase
Exons: 1
Cellular component (GO): intracellular anatomical structure
Molecular function (GO): RNA binding; ATP binding; helicase activity
Source: RefSeq, a predicted model, not a curated record